AUGUCAAAUCAUGCUCGGCAGUCGAAUCGGUCUCUGGACCCUAUUCCAUCUCAGACUCCGCAGGAUGACCGACUUGAGACUGGAGGUGCACAGCUCUCAACUGCUACUGCACCCCUGGAUCAUGUCGGGACAGGUCGUCUCAAGGAGAAGGAACUGUUAAAUAAUGGAGAAACUUCCAACCGGGAUUAUGCAACCGGGCUGCGCAUUCUGGAACUCGAAGGUCUGUCAACUGACAGGCUUCGGCAAGCAGAGAAUACCACAUCCCAGCUCGUCCUGGCUACAAACCAGAUGGCAGCCUCCUCGUCCAAGGUCCUCUCGCAGAUAGAUGGGACCAAGCCUCGUCGCCAUUUCGAUCUCGAGCAACUGCGCCGCGAGCUCGACGUGCUGGAGCAGAGUCACUCUCUGCUGGAUGAGGAGGUUCAAGAUCUAGAAGAUCUCGCUGAUGAGUGUCGCUCCGUGCUGAUUGUGUGCGAGGAAGAGCGGAACAAGUUGUUUCAGUUCAUUUUGAAGUUGGAACGGCUGGACGCGAUGAACGCAAACGUCGGUAUUGACGACCUGCAUAGCCGACUCCAGGUCAGGCAGAAAUCGAGCCCCGAAAGUUCGACGAUUGCUGCAUCCACAGUUCUCCGAGCCAAGAGGCGACGUCUUGCUUAA
Messenger RNA from Thyridium curvatum, 654 nucleotides. RefSeq lists its product as uncharacterized. NCBI's taxonomy places the organism in Eukaryota, Fungi, Ascomycota, Sordariomycetes, Thyridiales, Thyridiaceae. Bases 1 to 654 code for a protein of 217 amino acids. The record is from RefSeq and is a predicted model, not a curated record. The transcript has 2 exons.